AUAGUUGCCAACCUUGCGCUGGUAAAAAUCAAUUUUGCUGUUAAUUUAUCUCCGAAAUCAAUACAACACGUGCCCCCAUAUUGGGGCUUUUUAUGCAUUAUUAUACCGUCGUUUAAACUGUGUACGUGUUGUGUCUUGCACCGUGCUUAAGUAAAUGUUAAUGAUUUGGGUGCAAUAACAUUCGAAACGUAAAGUGUACAAUUGUUGACAUUUGUAAUUUGGUUGGAGAAGGUGGAAGAAAAAUCUCUUGGUCUUGAAAAAGUGGCUUGAAUUGGUCAAACUGGAGCGUUUACCGGAAUAUCUCCGCGAUACCGUGGAUUGGUUCAUGGGAAAAGCGAGACGUAAGGAAAAAGAAGGAAAUGAAUCGGCAUCAUCUAGCGAUUCGAAGCUAUAUCUAGAGGCUACAGUGCUUGAAAGAAAACUUCCUGAUAUGGAUAUGAGGCUUUUGGUUGAUUUGCCUGCGGGGUUAGACUAUAAUGAAUGGUUGGCAUCACAUACGAUGGCUCUUUUUGAUCAUGUAAAUUUAGUUUAUGGUACAAUUAGUGAAUUUUGCACCCAAUCUGGUUGUCCAGAUAUGACUGGUCCUGGUCAAAGGACUUACCUAUGGUUUGACGAAAAAGGGAAGAAAACACGAGUGGCCGCACCACAAUAUAUAGACUAUGUGAUGACAUUUAUUCAGAAAACUAUAACAGAUGAGAAUAUUUUUCCAACAAAAUAUGCUAAUGAAUUUCCUUCAUCAUUCGAGUCAAUAGUGCGAAAAAUCGUCCGUUUGUUAUUUCACGUUGUGGCCCAUUUAUAUUCGGCCCAUUUCAAAGAAGUGGUAAUGUUAGGUUUGCAUGCGCAUUUAAAUCUAACAUUCGCACAUAUGACGGCACUUCAGCAUCGUUUCUCUUUAAUCGAAUCCAAAGAAACAGAAGUAUUGAAAGAUUUGGAAAUUGCACUUCGAUUGACUGAAGAUCACGAAUCAGCGAAUAAUAACGAGAGAGGUGAAACAUCAACAGAAAGUGAAGUUAAGACACAUUUAGAUGACACAGCAUGUGGGGACAAUAAAUCGUAGUUUGCCAUGGGGGUGAAUUAGAGAGCUGAGACGAGUCCCAACCAAAAAAUAUAAAAUAAAUUUUUGAACCACUUAGCUCAUGUGAUUAUGACACAACAGUGACUUGGUUUUUAUUUCAAUUAUUUUUCGUUUUUAGCGCACAUUUUAUUUAUUGUUUUAUUUUUUAUUUAUAUAUAGUGUAAAUAUUACUUCCAGUUGAUGAUUUUGUCAAGUAGAGGCUGUACUUAAUUUUUGAUUUGUUCCAACACAUUUCAAAUAAAUGUCAAUCGACUAUUUCAUAUUCUAUGCAAUUGUUUUUUGUUGUGAUCGAUUAAGAGGCAUUUCAAUUACUUUCUGUACAGUGUUAAAAUUGUUCCUGAAGCUGAUUGUAUAUAAAAUGUAUAAUGAAUUUUAGUUUGUUAUUUAUUAGAUUCUGUAAUGGCUAUAGAAAAUAGCAUUUGUUGAAAUUGAUAAAUAAUAAAAUCACCUAAUGUUACAAAGAACUUGGUUUUAUUUUUACCCUAAACUAAAUGAAAUGGCGCCCUCUAGGUAUGUGUCAAGGUUAAAUUGAUUAAAGUCGACCGUAACUAGAUUAGUUGAUGUUUUUAAGUGAUGUUUUGUGGAUGAUUAAAUUAAAAAACACGUAGUGAUAAAUAUAUUUUAAUUCUGAAUAAGAUUUCUAUUAUUUGAGGUCAAAGUUAAGUGAUAUCUAUUUAGAGAUAAGCACACUACAAACAGCAGAAAAAUUUAGUUUUUAGUGUUGAAUAUUAAAUUUUUACAAUAACAAGUAGCAAAGUAUAAGGAAAUCUUUCUCACAAUGACAACAAACUCACAAAAUAUGGGUCAUUCUACUAUCAACAUGUUAUUAACCAUGAUUGCGUUUAUCGUAGUCGUAUUAUCCUUAUCUCUAGCUUAUCUCAAGGAAGGACCAUCAAACUUAUCAUGUAGUUUUGCCUACUACACCCUGUACCUACUUUUCACAGCCUUCUUAGCAGUGUUGCCAUUCGGAGGCCCGAAAGUGCCAAAAGACACAAACCGACAAGAAUUUCAUGUUUUAACAGGAGGUCUUAGUUUAGUUUCUUGUUUGCUCGUUUUAUUCACUUUGGAAGUGUUUGGCGUCAAAAUUCUAAAUUUUAUUACUGGAAAUUUGUUUGAUUUGACAAUUUCUGCACUUUUGACGGGGCUUUUCCUCACAUUUUAUGUCCAUUUGAGGAGCUAUUUUUUACCGACUGAGUGUUUGAAUCCUAAAGUAAUUGGGAAAAAUGCAAUUGAAAGUCUUUUCCUUGGACGAGAGGUGAGACCACAAUUGUUUGGACGUCUUGACUUGAAAAUAUAUUUUAACAGAAUUGCCAUACUGACAAUGGUGCUACUUGAUUGUGGGUUUCUUUGCGAAAAUACAAAAAAUAAAACCUUGCUUGUUUUGAGUACAAUUAAGUUUGUUUACUUUAUCGAUGGUCUGUUGAUGGAAUACACUUACGAAACUUCGAUGGAAGUGCGACAAGUUGGUUUUGGGUUUGGUUGUGGGGUUGGUAAUUUUGUUUACCCAUUUUUGAUGAGUGUAUUGACAAAAUACCAAAUCUCCACCAAUCUUCAAUUUGAGAAUUGGCGACUUUUUCUUACUUGUGUCGUUUUCACAAUUGGUUACCUCAUCUAUCGUGUUAGCAACAAUCAGAAGUACAAUUUUAGGGAAAAUCCUGGGGCAAAAGGUUUCAAAUCGAUUCCGACUGGUGUUAAAAACAAGAAACUGCUAUGUUCAGGAUUGUGGGGAAUUGUACGUCAUCCCAAUUAUUUGGGGGAUAUUUUAGUUCACUGGUCGUUCACUGGCUUUAUGUUGUGUGUGCCAGGAUUUAUGAUCUAUUUCGAUAUUUUGUUUAUGAUUGAUCGUUCAAGUCGGGAUAAUAUGAAUUGUAAGGAGAAAUAUGGUAAAGUUUGGGACCAAUAUUGCGAUGAAGUGAAAUAUAUUCUUGUACCUUGGAUUUAUUAAAGAAUAAACAAUUUUUCAAUGUA
This is a messenger RNA of Tribolium castaneum (red flour beetle), 3043 nucleotides long. RefSeq names its product Mob2 (gene Mob2). Bases 326 to 1057 code for a protein of 243 amino acids. Gene Ontology annotation, biological process: cholesterol biosynthetic process; signal transduction; positive regulation of protein phosphorylation. Gene Ontology annotation, molecular function: Delta14-sterol reductase activity; protein kinase activator activity. The record is from RefSeq and is a predicted model, not a curated record. Lineage: Eukaryota; Metazoa; Arthropoda; Insecta; Coleoptera; Tenebrionidae. Gene Ontology annotation, cellular component: endoplasmic reticulum membrane; nuclear inner membrane; cytoplasm. The transcript is spliced from 11 exons.